UUUUAGUCAACCAUGGCUGCUUGGCUCACUUGUUAUCUGUUUUCUUGUGAAAAUUAUGCGAUAAACAUAUCUUGAAGAAGCACCUAGCAUAAAUUGCCAUUUCCAACUUCUUCAUUGAAUUAGCUUCGAGCCAGAGCCACUUAGCCAUCUUGGUGCCCCAGGAUCGACAUUUUUCGAGCCAUGGAGAAAAAUGAUACAAAAUCUCUUCACAUAGCAAUGUUUCCAUGGCUAGCAAUGGGUCAUCUCAUCCCUUUCUUUCACUUAUCCAAAAUCCUAGCACAAAAAGGCCAUGAAAUCUCAUACAUUUCAACUCCAAAAAAUCUAGAUAGAAUUCCGAAAAUACCUCCAAAACUUUCUAAUUUGAUCAAACUAGUCCCACUUCCCUUUCCUAAAAUAGAAAGUUUGCCAGAAUUCGCAGAGUCUUCAAUGGAUAUACCUUACCAAAAAGCCCAGUUUCUAAAAAUAGCAUUUGAUCAUCUAGAAUCACCUCUAGUCAAUUUUCUUAAAACCGCAGACCCAAAAAUCGACUGGGUUAUCUUCGAUUACGCGUCUCAUUGGCUACCGAAUAUUACAUCAAAACUUGGUAUUUCUAGUGCUUAUUUUAGUCUCUUUACAGCUGCAACUCAGGCUUUUCUUGGACCUCCAUCGUUAUUGUUAAAUGACAAAUUUACUAGAUCAAAACCUGAGGAUUUUUGUCGGGUACCCGAAUGGAUACCAUUUGAAUCGGAUAUAAGGUACCGGAUCCAUGAAGUUACAAAGUACACGGAAGGCGCGGUUGGGAAUGAAUCAGGUGUGUCGGAUACUGAAAGGUUUUUAGUCUCAAUAGACCGUUGCGAUUUAGUUUUAUUUAGAACUAUUUAUGAGUUUGAACCCGAGUGGUUUGAUCUCGUUUGUCAACUAUAUCAAAAGCCCGUUAUACCACUUGGCGUUCUGCCCCCGUUGUUAGAAAACGGUGAGCUUGAGGGUUAUGAAAAUUUUAAAAAAUGGUUAGACGCACAACGGGUUAACUCGGUUGUUUAUGUGGCACUAGGAAGUGAGGCGGUAUUGAGUCAAGUUGAACUCAAUGAAUUGGCUCUAGGUUUAGAACGUUCGGGUUAUCCUUUCUUUUGGGCUAUAAGAAAGUCAAUAGUUGAGUCAACUCCAUUUCCUGAUGGGUUUCUUGAGAGAAUCAAGGGUCGAGGGAUCGUUUAUGUUGGUUGGGUACCUCAAGUUAAGAUACUUAGUCAUUCAUCGAUAGGCGGAUUCUUGACGCACUGUGGUUGGAACUCGGCUAUUGAAGGACUCACAUUUGGGCGGGUUUUGAUCUUUUUUCCGGUUAUGAAUGACCAAGGUUUGAAUGUGAGGUUGCUAAGUGGGAAAAAAUUGGGUGUUGAGAUUCUUAGAAACGAGCAAAAUGGAUGGUUUACACAUGACAUGGUUGCCGAAUCGAUCAAAGUCGCAAUGUCAGGUGAAGGAGGUGAGCGAUUAAGGGCAAAUGUAGCACGAAUAAUGGAAAUGUUUGGAGAUAAGAGCAAGAAUGAUCAUUAUAUUGAUUCUUGUAUACAUAACUUGGUGAAUAUGGGGAAAUAAUGAUUUUUUUUGUAAUUUAUUUUGACGUAAUAAG
Messenger RNA from Erigeron canadensis, 1603 nucleotides. Its product is annotated as UDP-glycosyltransferase 91C1. The record is from RefSeq and is a predicted model, not a curated record. Gene Ontology annotation, molecular function: UDP-glycosyltransferase activity. NCBI's taxonomy places the organism in Eukaryota, Viridiplantae, Streptophyta, Magnoliopsida, Asterales, Asteraceae. The transcript has a single exon. Bases 181 to 1569 code for a protein of 462 amino acids.